GGUCGCCAUCAAGGAGCCGUCCUCGUCGUGUACGUCGUGCUGCCGUCGCGUGUACCGAGAUGCCUCGCAACUCAGGCAUCGGCCGAACGGGCAAGAAGCAUAAGAAAUCAGCCAACGACAACAUCCACAGGCAGCCCAAGGCGACCACCGAGCCCACGGUCGCCACCGAGGCGCCGGAGCCGCCCGCCGCGCCCGACACCUCGCCGGAAAUGGAGGUCGAGCCGGCAGCGCCCGACCACGCGCAGGCGCUCGCGACAGGUGCGGCUGCUCGGCGACGUCGAGCGUGGUGCCCGACGGCUCAGGAGCCUUCUACCAUAAACCACUACCACGGCUGCCACCGUCGGCGCCUUCGCUCGAGCUCUCCGAGGCCGCGUUCUGACCUCGUGCCGUGGCUGUUGUCGCUCCAGCAGCGACGAGGGCCGCGGCAAGGGGUGCAGCGGCGACGGGCGGGGGGGAGAGGCGCGGCCAGCUACCGGGUCGUUGCCCCCGCCCACCGCGCCGGGCCCCUGCACCCGGAGGCGGCUUGCGGCAGCCUUCCCGUGUCUCCGUGCGACCCGCUUGGGUAGCCGGCCAUGUGUGGCCCGCUGCCGGAAAAAAUCCGGGGUUUAGCUGGCGUAUCUCGGGCCCACUUUAGAGCUAGGGCAUGAUCUUAGGUGUUCUGGAUAGCCCACAAGGAUCUUCUUUGGCAUGGUAGCGGUGGUUUUGCGCGAGGCGUUCAUUCAAAAAUC
Emiliania huxleyi CCMP1516 is the source of this 728-nucleotide messenger RNA. RefSeq lists its product as hypothetical. The record is from RefSeq and is a predicted model, not a curated record. The transcript has a single exon. Bases 60 to 566 code for a protein of 168 amino acids. Lineage: Eukaryota; Haptophyta; Isochrysidales; Noelaerhabdaceae.